AAGUGUUGUUGGGUGUGAUUUUGAUGCACCCUAUUUUCUUAAUCUCUGUGUGUUGUCGCUUUUGACUAUAAAAUAACUCAUAAGUGUGCAGGAGAUGGUAUAAAUAAAUUUACAUUUGAUCAUUUAACAGAUGCGAAUGAGGCAAACAGUAUAAGCAAUCACAUAAGCAAAAUGGGAAAUCAUGUGCAAGUACAUUGUUAACUGGGCUCAGCACAUUAACUCAACACUCAACACUUGCUUAACACAUCAUACAUAGCUAUUUUUAAUUAAUUAUGGAAAAGAUAGAAAAGCAACAGAAGUUACUGCUAGUGUAAGGUGUUAUUCCCAGUCGCCAGUUGUCAUACAAAAACAGUGUUUUAAAGUGGGAGUAACAUACAGGGUUUCUGCCAAUCUCAGACUAAUCUUGAGUACUUAUGGAGUAGAAUUUCAUAUUUCGUAUCUUCGACAAGUAUUUAGUUUGAUCGCAUUUUAAAAAGAUAGAAACAGCUUUACGAUUGUUUCCGAAAACAUACGGCGCAUGUGGGAGGAGGGGUAGGCUGAACCAAAGCACGUGCGCACCCAUUGUCAACAAAACACAGACAUCAGUUUCACUCACCGCAUGGGGUUCAUGUCCGGCAUCUUAUAGCGCUGGGACGGCUCAACAUAUCAGUUUCAAAUGAUCUCCAAAUCCAGCGUUAUAUCCACAGUUUAUAUAACAUUCAUCACCCAAAUGCUGUGAACAAACCAACACCUGAACUUCGCGAACGCAUGCUCUCUCUCCUCCACACAAGUGAAAGUGACGUCUGUGCAUGCCCUCCUGCUCUCCAGUGGCCGUGCCGUGUCCUUUUCCGGAAAAAUAAAAAUAUAUGUAAAAAUAUAUGUUCGAAAAAAAGUUUCCGAAACCUGGGCUCCUGUACGAUCGCUGGGGGAAAUUCUACGUAAUAUGCCCAACUCAUUUUUUGACAAGUUUACCAUGUUUGGUAUGAGAAGACAGCACGUUUAACAUAGUAAAGAAGUCAGAUGGCAUUACACAUCGUUGCAUGGCCGCUUUAAAACUACUGCCGUUUCCACAUGCAUUUAAGAGAAAAAUCUGCAUUUACACUAACACCAUCGAAAACGCAAUUUCACAUAUUGAAGUGCGCAUGCCCAGUGGAGGUAGCUGUAUACCUUCUUGGCAACGGUCCUUGGGGUGCGAGGCUGGUCAUUCUCGCCUCAGGUAUCGUAAUGGCUCAAAGGACUGGGGCUUAACGAAUCAGGAAAGCAAACGCAAUGAUACAGACGACCCAACCAAUAAGAGAAUGUGGCAACCACGCCUGCCUAUUCAAAAGUCUCCAUUUUCUAGAGACUUUAACCCAAACCCCGGAGAUUUCAAACUAAAACGGGGUCUGCAGCCUUUCCAAAAGUCUCAGUUUUUGGGGGUCAAAAGCUCCUGAGUAUUGUUGUGUAUGCCAGGCGUAACCGUAGCAAAAGUUUUGCGUCUUUGAAGGAAAACUCACAAGUGUAAACACCAACUUAUUGGGUCAAAUGUUCACAAAAAAGGUGAAUCUUCAGUCGUCUCUUAAAUUGACCAAAUAUGAUGCUUUCUGCAUUUCCAGAAAGUCCAGUAAUACUUUCUGGAAGUUAACUUGUUUCAGGUUAUCAAAAGUAAAAUCUAAGAUAGCCAUGUGUUUUGUCUUGUGCUUUGUCAGGUCUAGUUGCAUUAUGUGCUACUAGUUCAGACUUUAUUUACCUGUGGAUUUAAGUGUUGCUGUCAUCUCUGUUCACCUGCAUUAAUAUUGUCAUCUAUUUACUUCAGCUCCUUGUGUGUGGCAUUGUCAAUCAGUCAGUGUCUUACAGAUACCAGUUUAUAUCUGCUAUACAUUUUUAUAAUUGUUGUAUAUUUGUGUGGUUGACAUGGUAUUGUUUUAUAGCUUCUCUGUUUCUCAGAUCAAGAGGUUGUUAAUUUACUCUACUAUUUUUUUGGUGUUUUUUUAAGUAACCUUAAACUACCAUGACAAGAAUAUGCAAAGAUCAGCUUAAAGGUGAUUCAAGAAUUUGGUAACACAAAAAGAUAGUAUUUAUAAAAGGGGUCAUGUGGCGCGAACAGUGUUUUUUGGUGUCUUUGGUGUGUUAUAAAUUUCAUUCAUGUAUUAGAAACGUGAAGUUGCAAAAAAUGUUAAUAUCGGAACAAAAGAUGCAUUCUAUCUAAAAGUGAAUGCUUACCCAGACCUGCCUGAUAUGACUCGUGUUACCACACCCCCACAAAUCUACUUCAGUUCGUGGUAUGAUUCGACCAAGACCGCCCAAAUGUAUACGCAAGGAAGGUGGGCAUGCCUGUCAGUACAACUGCUUUGGAACCUGAUGUUCCAAAUAUGCUAAGAGGCAUUACAUUUCCGUCACAUGCUUGCAGUAUUUCAACCAAUCACUACGCACUGAAUAACUGGCCAAUCAUAGCACAUCUUGCUUUUCAGAGCGAUGAGCUUUGUGAAAAAUCUGUGCGUUUCAGAGAGGCGGGACAAAUAGUAGAUACAAACAUGCAGGCAAUGUGGAAAAAACUGUGUGUUCUAACCUUUAAUCGUGUUAUCACAUUGCAUUACAUCUAAAACAAACAAUUAUACUUGUUUAAGCCGUGUCAUAUGACCCCUUUAACAUUAGUCAAAGGUCCAAUGUGUAAGGAUCUAUACACUCGUUCUCACCCCCGACUUGUCACAUAUUAUUUCGACCAGCGCCCCUCUGCGUCGCCUUUAACAUGCAAGGUACCCCUUUGGCAUUUUUUAGGUUAAGGUUAUUCGCUAUAGUGUUUAAUUCAUUGCAUUUGUAAAAAUAUUAUUGGUUUCAUAAAUAUUUAUUGUUUCAAAGAUAUUUGGAGCACCUAAACCUAACCACUUUUUAACCAUAAAACACAACACAUGAUUAAAAGUACAGUCACAGUUAUUUUUAGCAAAAACAGGCCCAAAAACUGUUUAAAAGUAUUACAAAUAAACAACUCGCAUCGCAGACCUUUUGAACCUAAGUCGUACGAUAACUUCAUUCCGAGAUAACUUGAAAUAACUUAAUUCAAGAAUGCACACAGUCACCAGCCCCCGACCGUUCAAAUAUAAACCAGAAUGUAAGCAUGAUGACACAGUUGAUCACAGGAGACAAUACACUUUUAUGUUCAAAGCACUAAGUAGACGUAAUGACACAAUCUGUUAGGAGACACAAGAAAGGCAAUGGUAUUGCACAAACGAAACUGACGUAAUGCUUUCUUCUUGGUGGCAGUUUUUGAAUGUCUGUAACCUGAACCUGAGAUGUAUGGCGGAUGGUGAUCGCUUUGGCUUUGGUACACUUAUAUUUUACGUUACUUGCUCAAACUACCUGAAUAGCAUCACCUAAACACAAUUAUCCUGGCUGUAAGCUGAAAAUCAAACCCUGACACAAUUUAUAAUGUCUGUGUUUGACGCCAAUGGUUUCUAAUGCAAAGCAACUGAUUACCCUGCACAUUGGAAAAACAUCACAGAAGGGGUAGCCUACGUUUUAAAAAGUUGGGAGCUAGAAUGGGUUAGAUCUAUUGACAGAAAUCCAAUAUAAUAUACAACUACCUCUUGAGAGGUGUAUACAUACAUAGUGAAGCGCUGUGUUUUUAUUACCUUAGAAUCUAUCUACAUACACUGCGGGUCCCCGCACAUGGAAUUCACCCUUUUGUUUCUUCAGUAUCUCUUAACAGACAAAUUGCUAUACAGAUUACGUUUCAUAAAUAUGUUAUUUUAUUCAGGAAAGAAGCAAAAACGUGACAACAUCUUAGUUCCUAGUGAGCAUUUAAUAUUUAUUUGCAUUCAUUCCAUUGUCCACGUCUUUGUUGAAUACAAUGCAACCUGUAUUUAGCUUUUUUGGAAAGGAAUCAAAGCAUGCGGUCAUGUGUAAAAACGUGUCCUUGGUAAUCUUCAUUUAAGCACUUCAUUCACUCCAAGUUUGUUUGACUGCUCUGUGUUUGAGCUUAAAUCAAUCUCUCUUCGUGAGUUCGUGUUUUGCGUGACAGACUUGUGUUUACAUCCAUACAGGGAGAAGCUGAUAAUAAUCAUUGACUUUGAGGUAUAGUAGUGCAAGCCCAUAGUGACUUGCAGAAUUCUUUUGAAAGCCAGUAUUGAAAUGGAAGGGGAUUGUUUGAAUAAUUUCCAAAUAUGUACACGCUUUGAAACCACCUGCUAAUGUGAUUUACAGCUUUUGAAACAAGUGGAAAUUAAAUUCUGGGGUUAAAAUAAGUCUUCGAAAGUAUUAACCUGAAGCAGGCACUUGAUCCUCUUUACCUUUGUGUCAGGAGAGUUAUCUGUAGAUAACUCUUUUAACACAGAACAUUCAGUUUGUUUGAAAUAAUUAACCCAGACUAACAUCUAACCUACUUUUUGGACUUUAAACCACAGUGCAAUGACAGAAUGCAUAAAAGUUUGGUGCUCAUUAGCUGACACUGAGGGCUGUGCAAUCUGUCUAUCCACAAUCACCUGCCCCUUGUCUUGUCUAUGUUAAAAGUCAUUGGUAGUCCUUCUCGUUAAAACACUGUAUUUUCUGCCUAUUGUAUUGAUAUUGGAGCCAUGGUUAGAGCACUGAGUGUUUCUGCUCUGGGGCUUAUAGCCUUGCUAUGCUGGUUCACGUGCGAGCCCGUGCAGGCUGGAAAAGUUCUUGUCACACCGAUGGAUGGCAGCCAUUGGCUUAGCAUGAAGAUCCUAGUGGAGGAGCUGUCUCAACGUGGACACGAGGUGGUGGUCCUCGUACCUGAGACCAGCAUUCUGAUGGGAAGUUCUGGUAAUUACAUCACUAAAAGCUUUCCUGUGCCCUACAACAGUGCUGAAUUAAACUUUAACUUGAACAAUAUUAAGAAGCAGGCAUUGGAAAAGCCCCCGGAUAUUUCAUCUUUUUUCACAAAUUUACGGAACCUGGUCAAAUUCGUAAACCUACAGGUGAAAGGUUGUGAAAUGCUGCUGUACAAUGAAACCAUGAUGAGGAGUCUCGGAGAGAUGGGAUUUGAUGCCUUGCUCACAGAUCCUUUCCUGCCUUGUGGUACCAUCAUUGCUCAGAAGUUUUCACUUCCCACCAUUUACUUCCUGCGCGGGAUUCCCUGUCGGCUGGAUGAGGCGGCGGCCAAAUGCCCUUCACCUCCAUCUUUUGUCCCACGUUUCUUCACUGGCUACUCGGAUAAGAUGAGUUUUGCUCAGAGAAUAAACAACAUGAUUAUGACAACAGUGGAACCUUUCCUCUGUCAAACAAUGUUUGCCAGCUUUGACGAACUGGGAAGUAGAUAUCUAGAGAAAGACACUACAUACAAAGAGCUUUUAAGUCAUGGUGCGAUCUGGCUUCUGAGGUAUGACUUUACCUUGGAGUACCCCAAACCCAUAAUGCCUAACACAGUCCAAAUAGGGGGCAUUAACUGUGCUAAGAGGGAUCCCUUGUCAAAGGAGCUGGAGGAGUUUGUCAAUGGUUCUGGAGAGCAUGGGUUUGUGGUUUUUACUCUGGGCUCGAUGGUGUCACAGUUACCCGAAGCCAAAGCCAGAGUGUUCUUCGAGGCAUUUAAGCAGAUACCUCAGCGGGUGCUGUGGAGGUACACAGGACCCGUGCCUGAAGAUGCACCAAAGAAUGUCAAACUGAUGAAGUGGCUUCCCCAAAACGAUCUUUUAGGCCAUCCUAAGGUUAAGGCUUUUAUUACACAUGGCGGAUCACAUGGAAUCUAUGAAGGUAUCUGUAACGGCGUGCCAAUGGUGAUGCUUCCGCUGUUUGGCGAUCAGGGAGAUAACGUCCAACGCUUAGUAUCCAGAGGGGUUGCAGAAUCUCUGAGUAUUUAUGAUUUGAGCACAGAAAAACUCUUGGUGGCGUUGAAAAAAGUCAUCACUGAGAAAAGAUACAAGGAAAAUAUGACAAAGCUUUCAGCCAUCCAUAGAGACCGUCCUAUUGAGCCCUUGGACCUGGCUGUGUUCUGGACUGAGUUUGUUAUGAGGCACAAAGGAGCAGAGCACCUCAAACCCGCAGCCCAUGAGCUGAAUUGGAUACAGUACCACAGUCUAGAUGUUAUCGGCUUUCUACUUCUCAUUCUAGUGACUGUUAUUUUUGUGACUGUAAAAAGUUGCAUGUUCUGUUUCAGGAAGUGCUUCAGGAAGACUCAGAAAAAGAAGAAGGAGUAGUUAAAUUAUGUGAUUGUGAAGUAUUUGUUGCGUUGAUUGUGUGUGGAUUGUGUCUUUGUCUUUUUAAUAACUCUGUAACUUAAACCUAGUCCGGGUUUAUGCCUCACAUGGCCACAUUAUUUCGAUUAAAAAAAUUGUAAAAGAAAACAUGCUGUCAGGAUAAGACACAGAGUUUAUAUCAAAGUAACAGGCUUCAUUUAUAUUAAUAUUGUCAUUUCAAAUUCAUACAUUUUAAGAACAGCUCACUUCAUAAUAAACUUUUCUAAAUUCAAAAAUAUUCUAUGAUCAGGUACCCAAAUGACUAUUACAACAUUACUAAGUAUAAAAAUGUAACCAAUUUUCUGUAUUUCUGACUAUGAGUAAAAUGAAUGAAUGAAUGAUUUUAUUGCCAAGUAUGCUUACACAAAGGUAUUUGUUUUUGUUAUUGAGCAUUCACUAUAGAAAGGACGGAGACAAACAAACUGACAACAAAGAAUAAAAUAAAGAGAAGGAGAUUAAGAAUAGGCCUACAUAUAAAAAAAUAAUCAAAUUACAAUUAAACAAUUUAGAUAUAUGGUAUGUGUUUAUAAGAGCACAGAAACAAGUGUGCUAUAAACAACAAAUGUGUAGAAAAUAAGUAUACUGAAAUGUAUAAUACAAUGUAUAUACAGCACAAAUACUAAUGUACAACAACAGAUAUGUGCAGAGUUCAUAUAAAAUAAAUACAUGUCUAUGGUA
This is a messenger RNA of Triplophysa dalaica, 6824 nucleotides long. RefSeq names its product UDP-glucuronosyltransferase-like. Lineage: Eukaryota; Metazoa; Chordata; Actinopteri; Cypriniformes; Nemacheilidae. Bases 4527 to 6107 code for a protein of 526 amino acids. The transcript has 5 exons. The record is from RefSeq and is a predicted model, not a curated record. Gene Ontology annotation, molecular function: UDP-glycosyltransferase activity.